UCUCCGGGAGAAAUAUAUCAAAGCGCGUUAAAUCAGGGUAUGUUUUUUUUAUUAAGAAUAUUCAUUUGUAACAUGUAAUAAUUUCCACUGCGGGAAAAUUCUAAAUACGAGAGUCCCUCUUAGCGUCAAGAAGUUCCCUCAGCAUUUUCCCCUUUUACGGUGCGCGCCUCUUCUAACGAGCGGCUUAAUCGGAUUUCCGGCCGUUGAUGACUCGCGCGAUGACUCGCGGCCGGAUAUUUUCGUACGCUUUCUCCGAAAUUUUCCAAGACGCGUCACUGUCCGUUCGGUUUCUUGAUCGGUCGCUCUUGAUCUUCGCCGAAGAACGACGCUGCCGAAUCGGUUGCACGCCGCGUGCUUUCGACGAGACCGUUCGUUUUCACACUUCCCUCCCUCCCUCGGCGCUCUCAAAAGGAUUGGUAAAAAAAAAGGAAAAGGAAUGGUGACGAAUUUACGGUGACUUUACUGCGGCAUCAAACGUAAGACGCGAGACGAAACACGCGAGAUCCGCAGCGAGGCGCGUCGUAAAGAUUUUUCGCGCUCCUUCAUGGACGCUCGCCGAGAAUACCGGCGUGAAAUCUCGGUAACCCACGAAGGACCCUCGUAAAACACCUAAAUGCACGUAGUCCCGCGCAAUUUACGUAUGAAAGACGUCGGAUCAUGAAUCGCGUGAAUAAAUUCUCCUCUUUAGAAUAUCAAAGGAAGCGAUCGCAGAGAUACGGUGCUUGCCGCGAUCUAUUCUUCGCAAAGAAUAGAGCAUUCCCGGAGCACUCGCGAGUCGCCGGAACCGCUCAGCUCACGAACGCGAGGGCCGCGGUGUCACUCGAGAUAUCUUUGUAUUCCAGCAAAUAUUCGAAAGAAUUUCAAUGAAACAAGAGGAGAAGAGGGCACCAUUGUCGCGCGACAAUCGCUGGAUUGUUGGAAUGAUUUAGUUCGCAGCGAUUGCACGCGGCGAUUCGGUGAUUCGAAUUUUAUUCAAGAAAAUGCUAAGUCAUCGGUGAUGGGGAAGGAUGUACGAAGGGAGAAACUGUCGCAGCGUCGCGCGCUGGUCCCUUUAAAGGCGGCGCGGAGAAGAUCGAGUGCCAAAGAUGAACCGUAAUCGCUACGUGAGGGGACAAUAUUUUUCUUGACAGUAAGGGAACAUGAUCGAAAGAUCGUUAAUGUAAUAUCGAGAUCGUGAUUCGCGCUUGAUCGACCAAAGAAUUCACCAAAGUGCUUCACUAAACACGAAAUCGCCGGCGAAGCGACGCACGAGGGAUGCUUGUAUCUUUUCGACGUCAUCAAAGAAACCUCUUCUGGCGUAUCUGCCACUGCCGUAGAGACAAAGACAAGAAAGAUUUGAAUAAGUGAGUGAAACGAUCUGCGGUGACUCUUAUCGACUGUGACUUGUGUUCCAAAACGGGUCAGGAAGAUCAGGAAGUAUGGACUAAGAUGCACAUUCUGCACCUCCGCGUGAACUUCAUGAGUGCUUCCGGUGUUCCCUCGAUUCCUGAACUCGCGCCGUGGCCCAGAACGAAAAGGUGGACGGCGGGUGGAACCAGUCCGAAUCUCGGUGCAGUCGAGCGGCCCUGAAAUUCAGAAACGGAGGCGGAAGAUGUAGAGGAACGUGGCGGAGACGAGGAAGAAGAGAGAUUCCAGGGGGUGAUUUAUUUUCGGGGCGAGUUCGCCGUUUGAUCGGCGUGGGUCCCUGAUCCCCGCGUUGGUUGCGCGGUGUCAAGAUGCUGGACAUAUUCCGCGGCCUGAAGAGCCUCAUAAAGAUCUCGCACAUCCACAUCGACAGCGCUGUGUUCCGUCUGCACUACAGCCUCACGGUGAUCCUGCUGAUAUCGUUCUCGCUGAUCGUCACCACCCGCCAGUACGUCGGCAACCCCAUCGACUGCAUACACAGCAAGGACCUGCCCGAGGACGUCCUGAACACUUUCUGCUGGAUACACAGCACGUACACGAUCACGGCGGCGUACCGGAAACGGGAAGGCUUGGAAGUGCCCUUUCCUGGUGUCGACAACUCCCGAGCGUACCCCGAGAGCGAGCGGAAGGAGUACAGAUACUACCAGUGGGUCUGCUUCAUGCUGUUCCUGCAGGCGAUACUCUUCUACACGCCGCGCUGGCUCUGGAAGGGCUGGGAGGGUGGCAAGAUUCAUGCCCUCAUGAUGGAUCUCGACAUCGGGCUCUGCUCCGAGGUGGAGAAGAAGCAAAAGAAGAAGAUGCUGCUCGACUACCUCUGGGAGAACCUGCGCUUUCACAAUUGGUGGGCGUACAGGUACUACCUGUGCGAGGUCCUCGCGCUGGUGAACGUGAUCGGUCAGAUGUUUCUGAUGAACCGAUUCUUCGACGGCGCCUUUUUGACCUUUGGCAUUGACGUACUCAAGUUCCUCGAAUCCGAUCAGGAGGACCGAGUGGACCCAAUGAUUUAUGUCUUUCCACGGAUGACCAAGUGCACUUUCUACAAGUACGGCGUCAGCGGUGAGGUCGAGAGGCACGACGCCGUCUGCAUACUGCCCCUAAACGUCGUCAACGAGAAGAUCUACGUCUUUCUCUGGUUCUGGUUCCUGCUUCUCGGCGUGCUCAGUUUCUUUACGGUUUUGUACAGGAUCCUAAUCAUAUUUUCGCCGCGCACGAGAGUCUACCUGUUGCGGAUGCGGUUCCGUCUGGUGCGGAGGGACGCCGUGGAGACGAUAGUGCGUCGCAGCAAGGUCGGCGACUGGUUCCUCCUCUACAUGCUGGGCGAGAAUUUGGACACCGUGAUAUACCGGGACGUAAUGCACGAUCUGGCGAACAAGCUCGCCUCUAGGCAUCACCAUGGCGUGCCGGGCGUGAAGGGCGAGAUCCAAGAAGCCUGAUCGAGAUCCGCCGGAGCCACGAGUCGCACGCAUCAUUGUUGCAGGUUGCCUCGGAGGGUCGACACGCACGAGUCGACGGCGCAGUGGUCGCCGUCCUUCCCGUCGCCCGGUCGUCGCCAGCGCAUCCGGAGCGCAUCGAGAGGACGAGGCAUCGAAGAUGCCACCGCCAGGAGGAGGAUGCGGCGAUCCGCUCACGCGAGGAAGCGCGUCUACCCUCUCCGCCGGCUGUUGCUCAUCGAGCUCGCGGCGAUGCGACGACGAUAGCUGCCGGAUGUGCGUCGAGGACUUCCGUCUUCUUGCUCCGCGAAGAUAACCCGCGAUUCGCGGCGACAAAUUAGAAGGGAUAGAUAGAGAAAGGAAGAGAAAGAGGGAGAGAGAGCGAAAGAGAAAUGGAUGAGGGAAAACAUGCCCUCAGGAAUCGAAACCGAUCGUGCGAUCUCGGCGAGCCACGGGGGUUUUCAGCUUCGACGCUGCGGACGCGCGCGAGAGCAAUCUCUUCGCGCGCGGUGAGGACGUGCGGCGGCAGGAGAUUGUGAGACCAUUGAUCUCACGUGUUCGCGGCUCCGUGAAACAAAGCAUUUAGUUGAGCCCUGCGUGCGGUUUCACGCUUGUUCUCACGUCGUGUGAGAAGCGUGCAUUUUAGGAUUCACGCGCAUUCCAGUGGUACGGACGUGAGCCGCACGCGUGACACGCCUGCAACUUUUGUAUCCCGCCGAAAAAGGAGGACGCUUCGAGGCGUCCCUCGUAUUUCCCGUCUCCCGGCUUCCUUUUGCUUCUCUUAUUUACGGACAAUGAAUGCGAGCGCGACGACUGAUGUAAGAUGUGCGUCCUGCCGCGUCCCCGAGGGCCGUGCUCGUCGAAAUUAUACCGGUUUCGAUGCCCGAGUCGAUCCGCGAGCGGCUUCGGCCGCCUCCAUGUGCGAAAAGACAGAGAUGCGCGCGAACCGCGGACUCGCGCGAGCGACUGUAAGGACCAAACCCAAUUUCGCCGGCGGCGUUUGUAACGAUUGUACGGCACGAGAUUGGAAGAUCCGCGUCGUCCUAGAUAGCGACACAGUAAAAAGUAAAAAGACACUUUGGAAAUGGCGGCGCGGGUCGUCGAACGGAUGCAUUGCGCCGGUUGUUUGCCUUAUGCCUUCUCGCGUUACACUCGCGUCGCCAAAAGACAGGAUCGCCAAGGGUAGCUGGUGCACCGGACAGCCGGAAGUGUCGUCGUACGGAAUUAAAAAAUAAAAACUUGCGCGACGAAAAAAUAUACUGUAUCGACAAAUAAUUGAUUUGUUAUCUCUGAUACUUGAAAAAGUGAUGAGAGUCGUCGAAUUCGUCGAGCGAUUACAAUUAAAUUGAUUAAUUUAUUACUUGCAAUUAAACUCAUUCUCUUAAAUUCCAUAUUCUUAGAGUCAAGGAAUUUUUUGGUAUUUUUUCUUUGCGUCUUUUAAUGUAAUACAAAAUAUAAAUGACACUUUCAUUUUAGAGGGAAGAUUUCGCUUUUAAGAGACGAGAUAAUUCCGUGUGCCGAUACAUUCUGGUUUCCGCAAGUUAGUUUUAAGCCGUAGAGAGCAGCCGAGAUACUUAACGGACACUGCGUAUAUAUGUAUAAUGUUUCGAGGUAUUUUAACACACUUUGACGCCGUGUUUCGUAAGUGUAAGCGCAAAGUAAGGAAAAACUGAGAUAAUGAUCACAUAAAGAUCAUUUUUUGUGUAUCAGCGACAGCGAACCGAGACGAUGUUGGUGUCCACGAUCACGUGAUGAUGAUGAUGAUGAUGAUGAUAAUGAUGGACGCUCGCUUUUGAUGGAAAGUUUGCAUUCAAUCCUUGAAGAAGGAACACUUAUCUGCCCGACCCGACGAUUGAUCCGUGAUUAUCGCGAUACGCGAUUAAUGCAACAACUUAACGUAGUCUAGUUAUUAUGUUCUACGUAAUUCUACAUAACUUUAUCGAUUUUGCGAAUUUAUCCGUUGAUGCGGACACACUGCCACCGAUCGAGCCGAUCGAUAUUUUGCUGUAUCCCUGUCUUCGUUCUGUUUCAAUGAAGAUAGCGUCCGAAAUAAAGAUACGUUACUU
This is a messenger RNA of Ooceraea biroi (clonal raider ant), 4900 nucleotides long. RefSeq names its product Innexin family member shaking B (gene shakB). NCBI's taxonomy places the organism in Eukaryota, Metazoa, Arthropoda, Insecta, Hymenoptera, Formicidae. Gene Ontology annotation, cellular component: gap junction; plasma membrane. Gene Ontology annotation, molecular function: gap junction channel activity. The record is from RefSeq and is a predicted model, not a curated record.